This is a messenger RNA of Apis mellifera (honey bee), 3488 nucleotides long. RefSeq names its product G2/mitotic-specific cyclin-B3 (gene CycB3). Lineage: Eukaryota; Metazoa; Arthropoda; Insecta; Hymenoptera; Apidae. The record is from RefSeq and is a predicted model, not a curated record. The coding region runs from base 503 to 1987 and encodes 494 amino acids. The transcript is spliced from 9 exons. Gene Ontology annotation, cellular component: centrosome; cytoplasm; nucleus. Gene Ontology annotation, biological process: regulation of cyclin-dependent protein serine/threonine kinase activity; mitotic cell cycle phase transition. Gene Ontology annotation, molecular function: cyclin-dependent protein serine/threonine kinase regulator activity.
AUAUCUAAAAUCCAACGAAUUCCAAGUUCCAAUUAACGUAUUAAAUUUUCUAUCAUUACAUGUAUAAUCAGUGUAAUAUAUAUUUUACGAUGGACAGUUUUUGAUUGAUUAUAAGAGCAAAGCACCAACCUUAGUUUCCAAUUUACGUAGCCAAGUAUCCGACCAAUGAGACUAAAAUCCAGAAUAUACGAGAAGAUAUACACGUAUAAAGAAAAUAUAUGAUAAAUAUUCGAUGGUGUUCAUUAUUUCUACAUUCCUGAUUGGUUGUCAUGAAUCAGAGCACAACCAAUCAGAGAAAGUACUAACAAUAACUGUGAUAUUUUGAACGGCGUCAACUUCAGUUGCUCUGACGACAUACAAAUGAGCUGUACAGUAACGUAUCGGUGGCAAAAGAAUUUUAUAAAUGAGAAACAUCCUUGAACCAGAGCACAUCAAAUUAUAAUUCUUCCAGUAGCUUCCAAGAGAAAAAAAUCAAAUUUUUUAAUUUCAAGAAUUUAUAAGAAUGGCACCAUCAAAAAUUUUAAAUGUGCAAAAUAAACAAAGUAAUACUAAUGUAAUAAGAAAAGGAAUAACUACAAGAAGUCAAAAUUCUGCAUUAAAUAAUGUUUUACUUAAAGCACCUGCUAAUGGUAAAGAAUCUCGUGUGAAAAGGAAAGCAGAAGCAUCACCACCAAAGGAAAAAACAACAAAAAGAUCUGCAUUGGGAAAUAUUACCAAUGCAAUUGGAAAAACAUUGGGUACACAUCAAACACAAGAACCAAAGAAAGCAGUAAAAAAAACAACAGUUACUCAAAUAAAAUCCUUCACUCAGACAAGUUCCAUUAGAACGCUUGAAAAAGGUGUAAUUAAACCAGAGGUAAUACCUCAGAAACCAAAGCCAGUGCCUCGUGUAAAACCGAUAAAAAAGGACGAAGAAAAAACUGAAAUACCUAGUAAAAUUUUAAAUGUUAGACGUAGUUUAGAUUUAGAAAAAUCAGAGGACAGUUCUUUGUAUGUAAGUGCAUUAGAAGAAAUAACAGAUGAUAGUACAAAGAAGUCCAGAAGAAGUAAUAUUCAGACUGAGGAACCUGAAAAAACAGAAGUAGAAAAUGAAUCAAAUGAGCCUCAAGUACCUGCAAAAACUCAAGAAAGGUCAGCAGCUCAAUUAGAUGCUGCUCCUGAGCAAAUAUUGCCAGAAGGAGUUCAGUGGGAUUUUGAUGCAGAAAAUUGGUUAGAUCCAUUUCAAGUCUCUCAUUAUGCCAUGGACAUUUUCAAUUACUUAAAAAGUAGAGAACAUUUAUUUCCUAUUGGAGAUUAUAUGGAAAGACAAGUAUGUCUUUCGCCAUGGAUGAGAGCUUUACUAGUUGAUUGGAUGGUAGAAGUUCAAGAAUCUUUUGAACUCAAUCAUGAAACUUUAUAUUUGGCUGUGAAAUUAGUUGAUCUAUAUUUGACAAAAGUAACUGUUGUAAAAGAAACAUUACAAUUAUUAGGUGCUGCAAGUCUUUUCAUAGCAAGUAAAUAUGAUGAAAGAAUUCCUCCAAUGGUGGAAGAUUUUUUGUAUAUAUGUGAUGGUGCUUAUAAGCAAAGAGCAUUAAUUAGAAUGGAAAUGAGUAUAUUAAAAGUAGUUGAUUUUGAUCUUGGCAUACCUCUCUCUUAUCGAUUUCUUAGACGAUAUGCUAGGUGUGCAAAAGUUUCAAUGCCAACAUUAACUUUAGCUCGAUAUAUUUUGGAGUAUUCGUUAAUGGAUUACUCGACGAUAAGGAUUAGUGAUAGUAAAAUAGCUGCAGCUGCACUUUUACUUGCAUUACGAAUGAAAGAUUUAGGAGGGUGGACUUCAACUCUAGAGUAUUAUAGUGGAUAUAAAGUUGAUGACAUACGAGAUAUCGUACAUCUUUUAAACCAAGGAUUACAUCGAAAAGAAACUCUUACUACUGUACGUAAUAAGUACAGUCAUAAGAUAUUUUUUGAAGUAGCAAAGCUGCCAUUAAAAGAUACUUUAGAUAUAUAAAUAAUUUAAGUAAGGAAAUAUAGUUGACAGUAUGCAAGAUUGCCUAAUCAUUGAUAGGUAGUCUGUAAUAAAAUUUGUGAAGAAUUAAAAUGAUCACUGAGCGUUAAUUUAUAAAUCAAGAUAACUGUUAAUUUAUGUCAUAAUGAAAUCAUAAUAAGUAAAUCUUUAAAUUAUCUAUUAUCUAUGCACCACAAAAAAUCAAACGACUGUGAAGCUCAGUUUGAAUUUAAUAUAUAUCCAAGAGGACCGAAAAAUAUUAUAAUUUUUUUUCUCUUUUUCUUUUUUCUUUUUUUUUCUUUUUUUAAUUAUUUAUACAACAUUAGUAAUCUCUAUCUACAACAGUAUUUGUAAGUUAAUUUUUUUUUUUUUUUUUUUUUUUGUUGAAAAUUUAUUUUAGCGUCACAUUUUUAUAUUCUAUAAAAAUUCUCAUAAAAAAAAUUAAUAUCGUCAAAAUAGUUUUAUGCAUGUAAAGAUUAAAAAUGAAUCUUUUACUCAUAAUUUUUUACUUAUAUAUAAUGCUAUUAUAUGAUGCCUUUGAUUCAAUGAAUACGUACAUACAAAUAUCAAUAAAUGAAAUUAAUGAAUUAUGCGGCGCUCAUAUUUUAAUGAGUCGUAUAGGUUGUGGCGUAUUGUUAUGCAUUGUUAUUGCAUUUUAUAGACUGAUAAAUUGUAUGCUCCUAAGGAUAGUUACAUACCGAUGAAUAUAAUACGUUUUUGCUCAUUACACAGUAUAAAAUUAAUAAUAUUAAAAAAAGAUUAUUUCUUUCUUAUAAAAAUUAAACAAAUUUAAAUAUUUUAUCAACAAAUUGCAUGAAAUUAAUAAGUUUAAAUAUAUAAAUAUAUAUAUGUAAUUUAUAGAAGAAUUAAUUUUUCAUUACAUGUCAUUAUAUAUGACAUCAUAUUUAUUCAUUAUCUUAAUUAGUUGCAUACAAUACAAGUAUAAUGAAGUGAUCUAUUUUUUUGAACUUUACUCGUGUCAUAGUAACUACUUGUGCCUAUUAAUAAAUAUGGCAUUUUUUUUAUAUAUAUAUAUAUAUACAUAAAUAUACAUAUAUAUAUAUAUAUACAAAAUACCACCUGUGAUAUAAAUAUAUUCAAAUAUUUGGUAUAAUCAAACUCGUCAAAAUUUUCUCAUAAACAAUAUUUAUACAAGUUACAUUACCUAGCAAUUAGAAAAGGAUUAUUAUCUAGAACUUUUCUUAGAAAAAUAUGUUAUGUCAAGAGAGUAAUUGUACAUAUAGAUCACAAUUAUCGAUGUGUACAUAUUUUUAACAAUUAUUAGGUCAAAUUUAAAGCGAUUCCUUUACAAUAAAAAUUUAUCAUAUAGAAAUAUUGUACGGUUCUAGGACUUAUUGAAAUUAGGUGGUGUACAUAAUAUCAUUAUAUUUUUGUACCAGCAAUAAAUGUAUUAUUAUCUAUUAUUUUGUAAGAUGUGUGUAUGUGAACCAUUGUAAACAAAAUGUAAUUUAAUAAAAUCAAAAAAGAUUUUUAAUUUUUUGUA